Messenger RNA from Malassezia restricta, 594 nucleotides. RefSeq lists its product as uncharacterized. The coding region runs from base 1 to 594 and encodes 197 amino acids. The record is from RefSeq and is a predicted model, not a curated record. Lineage: Eukaryota; Fungi; Basidiomycota; Malasseziomycetes; Malasseziales; Malasseziaceae. The transcript has a single exon.
AUGCGCGCGACGAGACGAUCAAAGAGGCCAUCUCGUCGCUCGCCCACCUCAUGUACGCAUGGCGCCUGCCCCUGGCCUGCGACGAGGCGCUGGGCGUGCGCGCCGUCGAGGCACUGGCGCGGCUGCCCGCGUCCUUGGACGUCGUGUGGCGUGCGUCGGCGGCGCUCGGCGUACUGCGCGUCGCCUCGCACUUGGCGCCCGCGGCGUGGCGGCAGUUCCUCACGCAGCUGCCCCCGCACCCGCUGGCCGCGAGCGUGGCGCAGCACAUCCGCUGCCUGGCCUCGCUCGAUGUGCCGCCACCACCGCCGCUCAGUGCGUGGCACUGCCACGAGACAGUGCACGCGGCGCCCACACACGCAGAUCCAUGGGCCACGCCCCUGUACGAUACCCCUUCCACGCCCCUGUCCCAGUGGGGCGCAUGCAAGACGCGCGAGCGUAUUCCUACAAGCUAUGAUGCCACGAUCGCGCGUCCCUUCUCGGAGCGAUCGUACGGCGAUGGCGACGAUCCGAUGGGGCGCUACGCGAGCGCAGCUCGGCGGCCCCUUGCCUCGGUGCCACGGCGCCGCGCGGAUUCGCACGACGCUGCGCCCAUGA